Messenger RNA from Emys orbicularis (European pond turtle), 2160 nucleotides. RefSeq names its product kelch like family member 4 (gene KLHL4). The record is from RefSeq and is a predicted model, not a curated record. Lineage: Eukaryota; Metazoa; Chordata; Testudines; Emydidae. Gene Ontology annotation, molecular function: protein binding. The coding region runs from base 1 to 2160 and encodes 719 amino acids. The transcript is spliced from 11 exons.
AUGUCAGUUUCUGGAAAGAAAGAGUUUGAUGUGAAACAGAUCCUAAGGCUACGCUGGAGGUGGUUCAGUCACCCCUCUCAAGGUUCCACAGGCACUGGAGGCUGCCUUCAGGAAGGAUAUGAGCAUAGAGGGACACCGGUUCAGAAUAGGUUGAAGAGCCACUCUCGGGACAGAAAUGGGCUAAAGAAAAACAACAGUCCUGUUCACCACAAUAUACUGGCACCAGUGCCAGGUCCAACCCCUGUGCACCACCGAUCUAUUCAAACCUGGCAUCAACAAAACCUCAUAGAACAGCUGCGAGCAAAUGAGGAUAUCCCCAAAGCAAGCACGGAGGAAAAUUGUGUCAAAGAAGAUUCAAGUAAAAAUAUACAGGAGUUGCAGAUGAUCACAGACGAAAAUACAGAUGAAUCCACUGAGAGAUUAUCAAUAACUAGCUGUUCACCCACUGGAAUGAACACCAAUGGCUCAGACGAAUACUUCCAAUCCACAAAUCAUGCAGAGCAGACAUUCCGCAAGAUGGAGAACUAUCUCCAGCAGAAGCAGCUGUGUGAUGUUCUUCUCAUUGCUGGAAAUCACAAGAUUCCAGCUCACAGAUUGGUUCUUAGUGCCGUGUCUGAUUAUUUUGCUGCAAUGUUUACUAAUGAUGUGCGUGAAGCGAAAGAAGAGGAGAUCAAAAUGGAAGGAGUGGACCCAGAUGCACUGAAAGCUUUGGUGCACUAUGCCUAUACAGGUGUUUUAGAGUUAAAGGAAGACACUAUAGAAAGCUUGCUGGCUGCAGCUUGUCUCCUCCAGCUGUCUCAAGUCAUUGAAGUGUGUUGCAACUUUCUCAUGAAACAGCUCCAUCCUUCAAACUGCUUAGGGAUUCGAUCCUUUGGAGAUGCGCAGGGUUGCAUGGAACUCUUGAAGGUGGCGCAUCUGUACACUAUGGAACACUUCACAGAAGUGAUACAGAAUCAGGAAUUUCUUUUGCUUCCUGCUAGUGAAAUAGCAAAACUCCUGUCUAGCGAUGACAUCAAUGUACCAGAUGAAGAAGCCAUAUUCCAGGCUUUAAUGAUGUGGGUGAGACAUGAUUUGCAAAGCAGGCAACGAGACUUAGGAAUGCUCCUCUCUUACAUUAGACUGCCACUACUCCCACCACAGUUACUAGCAGAUCUUGAAAAUAGCCCAAUGUUCACGCAUGACCUUGAGUGUCAGAAACUUCUUAUGGAAGCUAUGAAGUAUCAUCUCCUACCGGAAAGAAGGUCCAUGAUGCAGAGCCCUCGAACUAAACCUAGGAAGUCUACAGUGGGUGCACUUUAUGCUGUGGGAGGCAUGGAUGCUACUAAAGGUACCACUACAAUUGAGAAAUAUGACCUUAGGACAAACAGUUGGAUACAAAUUGGUACCAUGAAUGGUAGACGAUUGCAGUUUGGAGUAGCAGUAAUUGACAACAAGCUCUAUAUUGUGGGAGGAAGAGAUGGCCUGAAAACCUCCAAUACAGUUGAAUGUUUCAAUCCAGCUACCAAAGUUUGGACUAUAAUGCCUCCAAUGUCAACUCACAGACACGGCUUAGGCGUAGCAAUGCUUGAAGGACCAAUGUAUGCUGUUGGCGGUCAUGAUGGAUGGAGUUAUCUUAAUACAGUAGAAAGAUGGGACCCCCAGGCACGGCAAUGGAAUUACGUUGCUAGCAUGUCAACUCCUAGAAGCACAGUGGGGGUUGCAGCAUUAAAUAGCAAAUUAUAUGCUGUUGGUGGACGAGACGGCAGCUCCUGCUUAAAAUCCAUGGAAUGCUUUGAUCCUCAUACUAACAAAUGGAGUAUGUGUGCUGCAAUGUCUAAGAGGCGAGGCGGUGUUGGUGUUGCAACAUACAAUGGAUUUUUAUAUGCAGUGGGAGGUCAUGACGCACCAGCUUCCAACCACUGUUCUAGACUUUCUGAUUGUGUGGAAAGAUAUGAUCCUAAAACUGACACCUGGACAACAGUGGCACCUUUAAGUGUACCACGUGAUGCUGUUGGCGUCUGUCCUCUUGGGGACAGAUUAUAUGCAAUAGGAGGCUAUGAUGGACACAGUUACCUGGACACUGUGGAGUCAUAUGAUGCACAAAAUAAUGAAUGGACAGAGGAAGUGCCUGUCAAUAUUGGAAGAGCUGGAGCUUGUGUUGUUGUGGUGAAAUUGCCAUGA